Thalassophryne amazonica is the source of this 781-nucleotide messenger RNA. RefSeq names its product AP-1 complex subunit sigma-3-like. Gene Ontology annotation, cellular component: intracellular membrane-bounded organelle; membrane coat; AP-1 adaptor complex. The record is from RefSeq and is a predicted model, not a curated record. NCBI's taxonomy places the organism in Eukaryota, Metazoa, Chordata, Actinopteri, Batrachoidiformes, Batrachoididae. The transcript is spliced from 5 exons. The coding region runs from base 162 to 626 and encodes 154 amino acids. Gene Ontology annotation, biological process: intracellular protein transport; vesicle-mediated transport. Gene Ontology annotation, molecular function: clathrin-cargo adaptor activity.
CAGGGUGCGGCUCUGACUGGAGAAGGUGAGCGCACUGAUUUCUGAGAAGAGUCAGCUAUGUCACCUCAUCCCAUGCACCUAAAAGACGGCAGAUUUUGACUCGAACACGAGGACCAGAAUUAUUAAGGUGGGAUUUUCAAGAGGGGACUUCUGCUGGUAAAAUGAUCCACUUCCUGUUGUUGUUCAGCCGCCAGGGGAAGCUGCGCCUGCAGAAAUGGUUCAUAACGUUAAGUGACCGGGAGAAGAAGAAGGUGAUCAGGGACAUGAUGAUGAUGGUGUUGGCUCGUCCAGCACGUUCCUGCAACUUCCUCCAUUGGAGGGACCUGAAAAUUGUUUAUAAGCGGUAUGCCAGUUUGUAUUUCUGUGCUGGUCUGGAGGAGCAGGAGAACGAGCUGCUCACACUGGAAGUAUUGCACAGAUAUGUGGAGCUGCUGGAUAAGUACUUUGGAAAUGUCUGUGAGCUGGAUAUCAUUUUUAACUUCGAGAAGGCCUACUUUAUCUUGGAUGAAUUCCUGAUGGGAGGAGAAAUUGUAGAACCUUCCAAAGCAGCAGUGGCUGUGGCAAUGGAGGAGUCUGACACACUCCAGGAGACAAUGGAGGAGUACAUGAGCAAACCCGUCUAUUGAGCCAGCAGAAGAUAAGAAUGUCCCAACGCCUCACGUAAUUUACUGCAACGUUUUAUAUAUAAAUAUGGUAAAUGGACUGCAUUUAUAGAGCACAUUUCCAUCUGCAUCAGAGGUUUUACAAUUAUGCUUGCGAUUCACCCAUUCACACAGACACA